UACUUUUUUUUUUUUUUUCUUGCCACUGUCCUUCGUUGCUGGGUUUUCGUCGUUUCCUCUUGGCGACGGAUGGCCGAGGAGGAAUAGUCGAGUAGAAAUCUUCAGUCGCCGUCUUCAUAAAGCGGCUUAUCGGAUCUUGCCGAUUUCCAGAUCUGUGGUGGUUGUAAGGUUGUUCUGUAAUUAGUACAUCUAGUGUUGGAGGCUCCAUAACCUUUUUCUAUGCAGUCCUAGGAGGAAAUCAGUUAUACUCUUGCCUUAAAUGCAAAGGCAUAGAAACUCUGUUGAAUCAAUUCCUGAAUCUCUUCAAAUUGUCUGUGGAUCUGAUUCAAAUAGCGCUGGUAUGGAUCAAUCAUUUUUUGGGCGUAGCAUGGUUCUAAAUUCUGUGGAGACCCCUACCUUAGCGGACUAUUUAUUAUCUCCUAAUGAUACGGACUUGGAUUACCUGAACAUGGCCCCUCGAGAAACUGAUGGUUUAAAUAUCUGGAAUUCACGUGACCCUGACUCUAGUGCGUAUAUAACAAACCAAGAAAAUCAUGGGACUAAAAUGGAUCAUGGCUGGAAUACUUCUCUUUCAAUUAAUUCUGCUGGUGGACGAAGAACAGAUGAAAGGCCAUGCGAAGGAAAUAGAAAUCUGUCAUUCGACUAUGCAGACUUGAAUCUUAAUAAUACUCCUGCUGAUGAUGGUCAGGCAAUCACACAAAGGUUGAAUUCAAGUGAUGUGAAUCCGAGAAUGGAGGAAAAUGUGCAGGCUGAUCCUCAUAGCCAGAUUAUGGAAGUAUCGUCAUGUGCUUUUGUACUAGAAUUCCUUGAACCUGAGCAUGUUCCUUACUCAAAUUCUAAUGUAAGCUCCUCUAGUGGUGUUGGGAAGGUCUCAGAAGAUGAUGAUAGAGCUAGAAGAUCAGUUGAUAGACAGCGUAUGGCUUGUAAGAGGAAAGUCAUGGAAGGGGUCAGUGGAGAAUCUUCAACUAGUCGUAAUAUUUCUGCAGAAUUGGACAUGCCAAGUUCAUCGAGGUAUCUUCCUGCAGCUACUGGCUUAGAAGUCAAUCAGAGUUCAGGUUACAGCACCAUGCAUGGAGGAGUUUGUUCCGAUUGGAAUCCAACUUCUGGCAUUUCUGGAAAUGCUGAAACCUCACAGAGGAAUAUUCGGGCGAGGCUUAAUACUGCAUGCCAGCAUGAUAUGUUCCCUUUUCAUUCACAUUCUGCAAUGACUAGUGAUAGACUUUCUAGUAUCUGGUCAUCUGGUGAUCCAUCUUCUAUUCUGAAUCCUUUCAAUCACUCAGCAGAACAAAGCCAGCCUCACAUACUGCUUCCUGGUUUGUCUAGCAGCAUUAACAAUUCUCCAUCUACGUCAAGAUUUGGUAGUUCGUCACUUGCAGCCUAUCCGCAGCGGAGAUUAGUUGCAUCUCCCGAGGAAGCAAAUAUUACAAGCUUACCAAGAAAUGGCAUUUUUGACCAAUCAACAUUUCUUACAAGAACUAAUGUUAGUCAUCUGGGUCAGGAUCCACCAAACUGGGAUCCACCUAAUUCAAGCUUGAGUGUGCCAGGGAAUAGAACUAGCAGUAGUUUAGGCGUCAUGCCAUCGCCAGGAUCAAUUAGGACACCAAGUGAGAUAGUUCCUGCACAGUACCACAGAAACUUUUCUGAGGUUCUAUGCAGCUCUUUGUUUCCAUCGGGUGGGUCUGAAUCUGGAUAUCAAAGUAAUAAUUUGUCUUCACGGCAAUCUGGUCGUUCUGCUUCAAUACAGGAGCCUGAUCAAUUAUCCAGAACUGUACGCCAAGGACAUUCCCCAUUGUAUUCAAGGGCAGCAGUUUCUAUAGAUCGACAACGUGAUGGUGUUUCAGGCUUGCCUUUGUCUGCUAGAAGCAGAGAUGGGAGAAGCAGGAUGAUAUCUGAGGUAUGCUAGAUAUGUUUAUUCUCA
Messenger RNA from Dendrobium catenatum, 1918 nucleotides. RefSeq names its product probable E3 ubiquitin-protein ligase HIP1. NCBI's taxonomy places the organism in Eukaryota, Viridiplantae, Streptophyta, Magnoliopsida, Asparagales, Orchidaceae. The coding region runs from base 260 to 1903 and encodes 547 amino acids. The record is from RefSeq and is a predicted model, not a curated record. The transcript is spliced from 2 exons.